AUGGCCUUGAAGAAGUCAUCAAACAAGCUCUCACAAGCUGCACUUGUUAAGCAUAUCAUGAAGAGGUGCUCAAGCUUAGGAAAGAAACAACAUUAUGAUGACGUACCCAAGGGCCAUUUCGUCGUUUACGUUGGUGAAAACCGCAGCCGCUACAUCAUACCAAUUUCAUUCCUAUCGAGGCCCGAGUUCCAAAGUCUACUCAGGCAAGCGGAAGAAGAGUUUGGGUUCGAUCAUGACAUGGGGCUAACCAUCCCCUGUGAAGAAGAAGUCUUUCAAUCACUUACUUCACUGCUUCGAUUCUGA
Molecule: messenger RNA, 303 nt
Organism: Lactuca saligna
Lineage: Eukaryota; Viridiplantae; Streptophyta; Magnoliopsida; Asterales; Asteraceae
Source: the annotation of a GenBank genome assembly